This is a messenger RNA of Cavia porcellus (domestic guinea pig), 1099 nucleotides long. RefSeq lists its product as uncharacterized. The transcript is spliced from 5 exons. Lineage: Eukaryota; Metazoa; Chordata; Mammalia; Rodentia; Caviidae. The record is from RefSeq and is a predicted model, not a curated record. Bases 230 to 1099 code for a protein of 289 amino acids.
CAAAUCAGAAUGGGGGGAAAGAGGACAUCAGUUAUGCACCUGGACUGCAGCCCUGCUAGGGAGGAGCUGCAGCCAUCAGACCAGUUGGGGCAGUGAUGCCUUAAAGGGCUCCAGGCCUUCCUGCUUGGCCCCUUUAUCUGCCAGAGGGAAGGAUAGUUUGCUUUCCUUGCUCUCGCCACAGAAGAACGACUCUCAAGGUGUGGAUGUUUGGGCUGCUAAACACAGCACGAUGAGCUUCAGCUCCCAGGUUUCCUCCUCAACCCAGACCAUGACUGGGGCAAUCAACACCAUUAAAUUCUUCCUCUCUGAGGCCUUCCUUGGUCAGCAGUUUGAGGCUGUGGACAUGGAGGCAAACAAGCCUGAGCCUGGAGACCUCUUCCUGUAUAAGCUGCUGAACCCCGUGGGACACUGGUGCGGGGCCCACGUGGGCGUCUACUGCGGCCAUGGAGAGAUCAUCCACUUUGAGGGUAAGCGUCCCAGCCGCAGUGGCCUGCACCAGUUCCUGGGCUCCUGGGAAGGCGUGGUGUGCAAACAGGGGCAGCGGGCGCUGCAGCGCUCCCGCCAGCUCUGGCGCGUGCUGCGGAGACGUGGUGGCGUGGACCACGCGGGGCUGGAGCGUCGAGUACGUGAGGCCAUGACCAUGGAUCCCCCUACUUAUCACCCCACGCGCUACAACUGUGUGCACUUUGCGCUGAGCCUGCUGGGCUUGGACAGGAGCUCAGGCUUGGUGAGUGCAGCUCUGCAGAGCCCCAACCCACUAUCAGACAUCCUUAACCAGCAAGCUCCUGCAGGCCCCGAGUCUUCCUGCCCCACUUCACCAUGGCCACGCUUCUCCAACUUGUAUCUGCUUUGCUCUGCCUGGCAUGAAGCCUCCAGAAGCACACAACCUGACCAUUUAAGGGUUCACCUCUCCAAAAUCUCUCUGGACGUCCCCCAGCUUGCAUAUCCUGGCCACCGGCAUGUUCUUCUGCCUGUCAAUCUGCAAGCCAGAUUCUGGGCAGCCUCACCAUCACUCUAUCUGAACCAGAACCUUCCUACCGAGUCAAGGUCCAGAGUUCUGGGUCCCACACCCAUUACCUGCCAGGCCCACCAGUUCUAG